Molecule: messenger RNA, 775 nt
Organism: Motacilla alba alba
Lineage: Eukaryota; Metazoa; Chordata; Aves; Passeriformes; Motacillidae
Product: forkhead box protein L1-like
Exons: 2
Coding region: 47-775 (242 amino acids)
Biological process (GO): regulation of transcription by RNA polymerase II; anatomical structure morphogenesis; cell differentiation
Molecular function (GO): RNA polymerase II cis-regulatory region sequence-specific DNA binding; DNA-binding transcription factor activity, RNA polymerase II-specific
Source: RefSeq, a predicted model, not a curated record
GGGUUUAGAAGGGCCCGCGGGGCCGGGGCGAGCGGAGCGCGGGGCCAUGGCCGAGACCGACCCCGGCGAGCGGCGGGCGGCGGGCACCGAGAGCAUCACCGAGCGCAUCACCGAGCGGGGCACCGAGAGCAUCACCGGGUCGGGCAUCGAGCGCAUCACCGAAUGCAUCACCGGGUCGGGUACCGAGCCGGGCACCGAGCGUGUCGCCGAGAGCAUCACCGAGCCGGACACCGAAUGCAUCACCAGGUCGGGCACCGAGCGCAUCACCGAAUGCAUCACCGAGCCGGGCACUGAGCCGGGCACGGCGGGGUGGCCGCAGCGGCCUCCCUACUCGUUCGUGGCGCUGAUCACCAUGGCCAUCCGGGCCAGCCCCGGGCAGCGGCUGCCCCUGAGCGGCAUCUACGCCUACAUCGCGGAGCGCUUCCCCUUCUACCGCGGCCCCGGCCGCCAGUGGCAGAACAGCGUCCGCCACAACCUCAGCCUCAACCCCUGCUUCCGACGGCUGCCCUGCCGCCACGGCCGCGCCGGCGAGUGGGCGCUGGACCCCGCUUUCCAGGACAUGUUCCCGGGGGGGAAUUACCAGCGCCGCCGCCGCCGCCGCCGCCCGUCCGCAUCCCGUCCGCCGCCCUCCGCGACCCCCCCGGGCCCCGCCGCGCCCCGGGCCCCGCCGCCCUCGGGGAUGAUGUUUGCAGCCGUUUACAGCGGGUUGCCGCAGACGGGCGCCGCGCCGGGCGCUGUCCGGGCUCCGGAGCGCUCCCGGCGUGGCUGCCGCUAG